Limulus polyphemus (Atlantic horseshoe crab) is the source of this 4563-nucleotide messenger RNA. RefSeq names its product lethal(2) giant larvae protein homolog 1-like (gene l(2)gl). The coding region runs from base 380 to 3748 and encodes 1122 amino acids. Gene Ontology annotation, molecular function: syntaxin binding; GTPase activator activity; myosin II binding. Gene Ontology annotation, cellular component: cytoplasm; cortical actin cytoskeleton; plasma membrane. The transcript has 26 exons. The record is from RefSeq and is a predicted model, not a curated record. Lineage: Eukaryota; Metazoa; Arthropoda; Merostomata; Xiphosura; Limulidae. Gene Ontology annotation, biological process: regulation of establishment or maintenance of cell polarity; regulation of protein secretion; cortical actin cytoskeleton organization.
UGUGCUAUUAAAAAUAGUGCAAAACGUACAAGUAGAAUCGUAUUUUGUGCACAUGCAUAAUACAGUAUCUUUAAUUAAAUUAUCAGAUAAUAGAAAUACAUGCAUUGUACAAUUACGCACUGUGUUCUUCACCAAAGAAAAUUUAUAAAGCCAGUUUUCUAGCUUUUGUCCCGCCUAUUCAAAUAUAGCAUACAGGUAGCCUAACGCAAACCAGUACAAGUACCGCGAAAGAAGUCAAAGGCUUGUCAGUGAAGAGAAUCGGCGUGGGUUUAGUCACACCCGAUGAAAGUAAUAGUGGAAAGUUAACCCUUAAGCAUAAAAGUGAUCAAAACUAUCUUCAUAGGAAAACAUACUAUUUUAGGACUGUUUUUGAGGAAGGAUGCUGAAACUUUUCAGAGGAAAAGGGCACCACAUUAGUGCAGAAAGACAAAAACUUCAGAAAGAAUUGUUUUCAUACAACAAGCUUAUUCCUCAUGGCUUUACCCACCGACCAAGUGCAUUUGCCUGGGACCCAAAAUUGAAUUUGAUAGCCAUAGGGACCCGUAGCGGAUUUGUUAGAAUAUAUGGUUCUCCAGGAGUUGAAUUCUAUGGACAGCAUGAAGAAGAAUGCUCUGUUACCAAGCUGUUCUUCAUCCCUAAUCAGGGUCGUCUUAUUAGUUUAUGUGAUACUAAUUCUCUUCACUUGUGGGAAAUCAACACUAAUAAUGGAGAGUCCUAUUUGACAGAAGUGAAGUCUUGCUCAUUAGAAGGAAGGUUGAAGAAGAUUUCUAGCUGCUGCUUGCAGCCUAGUGGAGAACAUCUGUUAAUUGGUACAGAGGGAGGAAAUAUUUAUCUUCUUGAUGUCAAGGCAUUUGAAAUGACAGAUCAUAUCAUCUAUCAAGAUGUUAUUAUGCAAAAUGUUCCUGAUGAUUAUAAAGUUAAUCCUGGAGCAGUAGAAGCAAUAGCUGAACACCCAUCCAAUCCAGAUCAUAUAUUAAUAGGCUAUAACCGUGGACUGAUGGUCUUGUGGGACAAAAAGAACCAAACUGCAGAUAAAACAUAUAUUGGCAGCCAGCAAUUGGAGUCAGUUUCGUGGUACAGGGAUGGCAAACGAUUUAUGAGUGCUCACAAUGAUGGGAGCUACAUUGUGUGGAGUACUGCAGAUGCUUCCAAACCUGCAGAAAACCCAAAAACUCCUUAUGGUCCAUUUCCAUGCAAAAGUAUGAACAAAGUGUUGUGGCAUUCUGUGAAAGGAGGGGAGGACUUUAUCAUAUUUUCUGGAGGAAUGCCAAGAGCAAGUUAUGGGGAUCGUCACACAGUAACAGUCAUGAAAGGAGAAAAUCACCAAGUUCUGGACUUUACUUCUAAAGUUAUUGAUUUUGUUGCAAUUACUGACAAUUCCUCUGAUGCUGAAUUCGACAACCCUGGAUCGCUGCUGGUCCUUGUGGAAGAAGAACUUGUUGCAAUUGAUUUGGAAACAGAAGGAUGGCCAGCAUUCCGUCAGCCUUAUCUUGCAAGUCUUCAUUCCUCAGCAAUAACAUGUACCCAACACUGCAGCCAAGUACCACAAGAUUUAUGGGACAAAAUUGUAGCUGCUGGCAAUAAACAAAUAGUAAACCAUUACUCUUCCAGGGAUUGGCCAGUCACUGGUGGUAAAAAUCUUGCAGAAUCUCCAAGUGUACGAGAGUUAAUACUUACUGGACAUGAAGAUGGUACCAUAAGAUUUUGGGAUGCUUCUGGUGUGUGUCUAAAACACAUGUACACUCUAAGUACCUCCAGUCUUUUUGAAGGUGAAGAACAUGAUCAUUCACCCACUGAAGAAGGAGAGGAAUGGCCCCCUUUUCGUAAAGUAGGGAAUUUUGACCCAUAUAGUGAUGACCCACGUCUUGCAGUUAAAAAGAUCAUUCUUUGUGCCCUAAGUGGAAUUCUGGUUGUAGCAGGUACUGCUGGGCAAGUAAUUGUUCUUGAAAUUAAAGAGGAAGUCACAGAAAAGGAAAUUGAGGUAUCUCAAGUAAAUAUUGUAGGGGACCGAGAUAAUUUUAUUUGGAAAGGUCAUGACCAAUUAAACAUCAAGAGUGGGGAGCAAACAUUAGAACCUGGCUUUCAGCACAUGGUUGUUGUGCAGCUGAGUCCUCCUGCAGGGGUGACAGCUCUUACUUUGCACUCAGAAUGGGGAUUGCUUGCUGCUGGCACAGCACAUGGAUUUGAACUUUAUGAUUACAUCCAGAAGAAACAUGUGAUGUCGAAGUGUAGCCUCAACCCUAAUGACUUGGCAGUAGGUGACACUUCAAUGUCUCGAAGAAAGUCUUUUAAAAAGUCGUUACGAGAAUCAUUUCGUCGUUUGAGGAAAGGGCGUUCUCAAAGGGGAAAAAAAGACAAGACUCCAACUAGAUCAAGUAGUGAAAGUCCAAAGGAAGCCAGUCCAACUGAUGUGGAACCCCAAGUUGGUGAAGGACAAACCAAGUCAGUGGAACGUCAGGUGGAGGCUAGGGCAGCAGAUGACUCUCUUGGAUCAAUGGUUCGCUGCCUUUAUCUGGCUAAGAGCUUCAUAAUUAACAAUGUAACAACAACCCCAACACUAUGGGCAGGAACAAAUGCUGGUGCAAUCUAUGUGUUCACUAUCGUAUUGCCAGAUGGUGAGAAGAGGUCUUCAGAGUCUGUUACUUGUCAGUUAGGUAAGGAGAUACAGCUGAAACAUAGGGCACCUGUUCUGUUUAUUCAUAUUGUUGAUCAACAUGGUUACCCACUGCCAGAUCCCCUCGAAGUCCAGAAGCAACUAGCUAACCCACCAGACUUGACUGGAACACACAGGGUGUUGAUUUGUUCAGAAGAGCAGUUUAAGGUAUUUACUCUUCCAACUUUAAAGCCUUAUGGAAAGUUCAAGCUGACAGCUCAUGAAGGGUCACGGGUCAGGAAAGUUGGCAUAGCCAAAUUUACUUCAAAGAGUGAUGAAAACUACUCUGAAUAUUGCAUGACAUGCUUAACAAAUCAAGGUGAUCUAAGCAUUUACUCCAUACCAGAACUCCGGAGACAGUUAGUGCAGUCUUGUAUCAAGAAGGAAGACAUCAAUGGAAUAUCCAGCUUGGUGUUUACUAAGAACGGUCAAGGUUUCUUCCUUCAUUCCCCAUGUGAGUUUGUACGGUUCACCUUGUCAACCACGAGUGUUACUGAUGUCCAUUGUGUGUUAGACCUGCCGGAAGGUGUCAGAUCUGCAGUAGAGCCUACAACUGCACCUGAAACUGUCUCUUCUCCUGAAGAGAAGACCAGUCCUGAGUCAGAAGGAGACAUUCAAGAUGAAAUGUCUGCAGAAGAGAGAAAAAAUGACACUUCCGAAUCAGGCCCAGCUAUUGGAGAAGGAGAUGGUGGAAAGGACAUGAUAGAAGGUAAUGUGGAGGAGAAACACGAAAACAAGAAUGAUGAUAGUGCCUUAAAUGAUGAAGAUAGAAAAGACCUAGAUAUUACUGUUGACAGUGUCAGAGAUCACCUAGCGAAUUUGACUGUGGAAGAAAAUACAUUUGUGUCGGUUGAAAUCAUGGAAUGCUCAAAAAAUUUAAAGACUCAAGAGACUACCACAUCAGUUAUCAAUGAGAAAAUAGUCAACUCUACAGGCCAAGCAGGUCCAGAAGUUGAACCAGCCAGACAUGGUGAGGGAGACCUCCCCCAUGAUUUCCCAGUCCCUGCCUUAAAAUCCUCCACUCCACUCCAGCUGAGUAAUCGUGCCCCCCUGGCACACAUUGAUGAACUAAACCACGUGGAUGAUGAGAGGUAAACGUUCCAGCUUUGGCCCUGCCGGUGUGCAGUAUUGUUGAGGGGGACAAUUAUAAAUUGACUUUGAUAAUUUGACUGUCAUCCUUGUGUGAAAAACCAUUAUUUUUCUACUUUGCUAUUUGAAGGGAUCAACCUGUUUUACUGCACACUCUUCAGUGACAUUGGAAAUCUGACCUCAUGUUAGCUGUAAGCUACUUUGAAGGAAAUGGUAGCUUUUGUCUUUGUUUUAGAAGGUUGUGAGGAAUGUAGUGUAUAAACUGAGUUUAAUCAAGACACAGAGUCAGAAUUUUUCCUAUUUGUUCAGACAAUAGAAUGUUAUAGUGGCAUAAUUAAUUCCAUGAAUUUAAACUUCUCUGUGGUAAAUUGUUUAUGGUGAUUCUUAUACACAUACAUUCUAAACCAAGCAGCUUUCUAUAUCAUUAAUAUUUUAUUCUUCAUUUUUAAGUUUCAGUAAUUAUUGUUUGCCAUAAUUUUACUAGUGACCUAUAUCUCUAAGCUAGUUCUAAGUUUUGAAAUAAUUUUUGUAAAUGUCAUAAGGUUUGAGCUGUAAUUCUUUCCAUAUAAUUGCUCGAACCAUAGUGUUUAUUCAUGUGAUUAGAUUAAAAAGAAUCAAAGGUGGUUUUUACAUUAUCAGAAAUAUUCUUCUGGUGCAUUUGGUAAUUAUGAUGUGCUUAACAUGUUUUGAAGUUUAUGGGAUUAUUACGCUUGUUUUAUAACAUGCUACAAUACUGUCAUGCUCAAUUGUAGUAACUGGUGAAUGGAUAAAUUUGUCAUGAUUGUUGGGGUCCAUUGGAAUAAAAUCUUGUUAACAACAUA